Messenger RNA from Anopheles funestus (African malaria mosquito), 1813 nucleotides. RefSeq names its product cytochrome P450 6a8-like (gene Cyp6y1). The transcript is spliced from 2 exons. NCBI's taxonomy places the organism in Eukaryota, Metazoa, Arthropoda, Insecta, Diptera, Culicidae. Gene Ontology annotation, molecular function: heme binding; oxidoreductase activity, acting on paired donors, with incorporation or reduction of molecular oxygen; monooxygenase activity. The record is from RefSeq and is a predicted model, not a curated record. Bases 152 to 1660 code for a protein of 502 amino acids.
UCUACGCAUUAUUCGCUCCCUUAUUACCCAUGCACGCUCAUUCGCCGAGAUGGCGAAGUACUCGCAAAGGGGUGCCCACAAACCAACAAACGAUGACUGAACCAUCGUUGGAUGUUUCAGUUUGAUUUCGCACUUAAGCCGGUUCAGAAGUAUGUACCUUCAAGUGGUGGGCAUUCUGGUUGCGGUCGUGGUUACUUGUCUCGCUUGGAUUAAGCGCCGGUACCAAUAUUGGAAGGCGCGCUCCGUUGCCUUCAUCGCUCCAGAGUUUCCGUACGGUAACUUUGGUACACUCGGGAAGCUGGAACACAUUGCACCGAUCACCCAACGGCAUUACAAUUACUUCCAGCAGUUAAAGGUCCCAUACGGUGGGGUGUUUAUGCUGACAACCCCACUGCUUUACAUCUUCAACACGAAGCUGAUCAAGACGCUGCUGGUGAAAGAUUUCCACUACUUCCCGAACCGUGGCGUUUACUUUAACGAACGUGAUGAUCCACUGUCGGCGCACAUGUUCGCCAUCGAGGGACAAAAAUGGCGCACGCUGCGUGCCAAACUAUCGCCUACCUUUACAACUGGUCGCAUCAAGAUGACGCUACCACUAGUGAUGGAAGUGUGUCAGCGGUUCUGUGAUCAUCUGCACCAAUCGUUGCAAACAUCCGCCGAGGUCGAAAUGCACGAUCUACUUUCGCGCUACACGAUCGAUGUCAUUGGAGCGUGUGCGUUUGGCAUCGAGUGUAACAGCUUCCGGGAUCCAGAUAACGAAUUUCGACGGUAUGGUAAGAUCGCGUUCGAUAAGCUCCGCCAUUCACCGCUAGUUGUGUAUUUGAUGAAAGCCUUUCGGAAGCACGCCAACGCUUUGGGCAUGAAGCAACUUCACGAUGACGUUUCCAGCUUCUUCAUGCGCGUGGUCAAGGACACGAUCGAGUAUCGCGAACGGGAACAGAUCGUGCGUAAUGAUUUCAUGGAUCUGCUUCUGAAGCUAAAGAACACGGGACGGCUUGAGAGCGGGGGUGAGGAUUUAGGGCGGCUAACGUUCGAGGAGAUUGCCGCUCAAGCGUUUAUCUUCUUCACUGCUGGCUAUGAUACGUCCUCAACGGCUAUGACUUACACGCUUUACGAGCUGGCACUAAAGCAGGACGUGCAGGACAAGGCACGACAGUGCGUAAAGGAGACGCUCCAGAAAUAUGACGGAAAGCUAAGUUACGAGGCUGUGUCCGAUAUGAGCUAUCUCGACCAGUGCAUUAAUGAAACGUUGCGCAAACAUCCACCUGUAGCAAUACUGGAGCGUAACGCCGAUAAGGACUACAGGUUACCGGACAGUGGAUUGUUACUGCGUCGUGGUCAGAAGAUCAUGAUACCGAUCUACGCCAUGCAUCACGAUUCGACCCACUUUCCCGACCCGGAACAAUAUCGACCGGAGCGAUUUUCACCGGAGGAGGUCGCCAAACGUGACCCUUACUGUUAUCUACCGUUUGGUGAAGGACCACGCAUCUGUAUCGGGAUGAGAUUUGGGUCGCUACAGGCAAAGAUGGGUUUGGCAAGCAUGCUUGAUCGUUUUCAAUUUAGCCCGUGCGAAAGGACGCAGAUACCGGUACAGUACUCGCGGACCAACUUCAUUCUUGGACCGGCGAAUGGUGUUUGGUUGCGGGCAGAGGAGCUAUAGAGGAAGUUUAUGAAAUCUCUAUCAAUUGCAGAUUUUACCGCCGAUAUUCUAGUAGCAAUUAGUUCCAUUUAUUGUACGUAGAGAACAGUGGGCGAAUGUUGAAGCCAUACAUUUUUUUAAAUAAACUUAAUAAUCCUAGCCAUUUUUCUCAAA